Messenger RNA from Cladocopium goreaui, 842 nucleotides. Lineage: Eukaryota; Dinophyceae; Suessiales; Symbiodiniaceae. The record is from the annotation of a GenBank genome assembly.
GGUACUGAAUUUCUGACAUACAUAGAUCCUGGCACUCAGACGAAGAUGCCAUGGCAAGUUGGAAAUGGGUCAGCCUUGCGCUCAUGCUGGCGCAGAAUGCAAUUACACCGAUCGUUUUUCGCUACGCCACUACGGCUGCAAAGGCAGAGGAUCGGUUUAGCACCACGGUUUCUAUCGGCUGCCAGGAGGCCCUGAAGCUGUUCAUGUCAUUUGGACUUGCAAUGUUGGAGUUUGGCAGCUGUACCGCUGCAGUGGCAGCUGUUUGUGCGGUGAAGCCUGGCGACUCCUUGAGACUCGCAGUUCCUGCGCUUCUUUUCGUUCUUCAAAAUGCUGCUAUGCAGCUUGCUACCGUGCAUUUGCCAGCUGCGCUUUUCCAAGUACUGUGGCAGGGCAAGACGCUAGUGAUGGCUGCCCUCUCAGUGCUCCUUUUGGACAAGCGACUAAUGAGAUCUUCAUGGCUUGCGAUAUCCUUCAUGGCAGUUGGAAUUGCUGUGGUCCAGCUGUCACAAAGCAAGGAAGGCAAGCAAGCUUCAAUGGUGAAUGCAUCAGAGCAGCAACCUGCUCUAGGCCUUCUCUUGGUCCUUGGCGGGUGCCUUUGUUCGGGCUUUGCAGCAAUCUACCUGGAAAUGCUGGUGAAACAGAGGGGGAAGACAGCGAGAACUUCAAUGUGGGUUCAGAACAUGCAAUUAGCUUUCUAUUCGUUGCUCUUGACUUCCACAUCGACGGCUUAUUCCAUGAAGCCGGUUUCCAUUGGAAAUGCAGGGCUAUUUCGCGGCUUCUCCUUCAGCGUACCUCAGCCGGAGCCAGCGUGUUUCAGAAGAGAUUUGGAAUGCAUAUUGUAG